AUGCAGGUACCGCGAGUCAUAAAGUACAGUCCUGACGGUGAGCGUCUCUUUGUUGGAUUCACCAACGGCCAUUGCAAACUCCUCGACGCCUCCGACCUCUCUGAGGUGGUAUUACUGAAUUCGAUUGUUAUUACUGUUGUUGGCGUUGUUGUUGGCGUUGUUGUUGUUGUUGUUGUUGUUGUUGUUGUUGUUGUUGCUGUUGUUGUUGUUGUUGUUGUUGUUGUUGUUGUUGUUGUUGUUGCUGUUGUUGUUGUCGUUGUUGUUGUUGUUGUUGUUGUCGUCCGAUGCCUACUUAAGGGUUAA
Perkinsus marinus ATCC 50983 is the source of this 303-nucleotide messenger RNA. RefSeq lists its product as hypothetical. The record is from RefSeq and is a predicted model, not a curated record. The coding region runs from base 1 to 303 and encodes 100 amino acids. The transcript is spliced from 2 exons. NCBI's taxonomy places the organism in Eukaryota, Perkinsozoa, Perkinsida, Perkinsidae.